This is a messenger RNA of Sinocyclocheilus anshuiensis, 1553 nucleotides long. Its product is annotated as zinc finger protein 37 homolog. The transcript has a single exon. NCBI's taxonomy places the organism in Eukaryota, Metazoa, Chordata, Actinopteri, Cypriniformes, Cyprinidae. The record is from RefSeq and is a predicted model, not a curated record. The coding region runs from base 83 to 1048 and encodes 321 amino acids.
UGGAAAGAUUCACGUCCAGUCUCAAGAGGAGCUAGUGCAGUUGAAUUAGAGCUGGGCAUCAGAAGUCAAAGACUUAGUUAAAAUGGAGCAAGGUUUGCCAUCUGCAAAAGCAAUUUCCCAGCACUUUAUGAAUGGAUGCUUAAAAAGUGAAGAUGACAGUUCACUGACCUUGCAUUCAGACUUCAUUAAGUCAGAAAUACAAGUUAAAGUGGAACCUGAUCAAGAUGACUCCUCAUUGCUUGAUGUGAAUGAACUAGGAACAUUUCCUCAUUCUCAGGGGAAUAUUAAAGAGGAGUUUUUGGACCUUGGUCUGCAAAUCUUACCAACUGGCCUAAUGCCUCCAGUUGAGAUGGAAGAAGAGCUUGAAAUCACAAAGAACACACACAAUUCUCCAGAUGAACCUCUGAACAGAAGAACUGACUCAUCGAGCAAAAGAAAAAAAUGCACAGACAAGCAGAGAACAACGAGAAAAAGAAAAUCAACAGAGCGAACAGAACAAAUGAUACCAACUGAAAUGAAUUCUGAUGUGUCAAACGAAGGAAAGAAAUGUUUAAUAAUGCAGGGAAAUGCUACACGGCAUCCAGAGAAAGCAGGUAAAGGCAGAACAUCCAACAAACAUCACAAAGAAAAGCGAUUUAGUUGUGAAACCUGUGGGAAAGAAUUCCAGCGGUCAGAUCUUCUCACGGAUCACGUGAAAAUUCACAGGAGACAGAAACCAUACGCUUGUGAUCAUUGUGAAAUGAAGUUUGCCAAGCCCUCUUAUUUAAAAAUACACUUGCGUAGACAUGCUGGCGACAGGCCUUUUCCAUGUAACCAGUGUGAGAAGAGGUUUUUUGACAUCUAUGACUUAAGGGUGCACCAGAGAGAUCACACUGGAGAGAGACCUUAUAUGUGCCCUGAGUGUGGGAAGAGUUUUAAACGCGUUUACAUACUUAACAAACAUAAACGGACCCACUCAAAGGAGAGACCUUUCCAGUGCUCUGUGUGUGGUAAAGCAUACAGAUAUGGGUACAGUUACAGGUUGCAUCUAAAAGACCAUCUUGAUUAGGAUCCAUGAUGUGUAUCUGCAUAUUUCUUAACAAUGAAAGGGUCUACAUUUUUAUUCCUUCCUUAAAGGAUGAAUGUUUCCUUAUGUAACGUGGAAAAUGUGUUUUUAGUAUUUAUUUAAUUUGAGAGGGCCGUUUGACUGAAAUUGACUAAAAUCAUUUUUUUAUCUAUGCUUUUUAUGGUGGUUUGAAUGAGUCAUCUCCUCAUGAAUGAGUUUGUUCCACUCUUGAAGAGUGUAUAGUUUGCUCAUGUAGUUGUCCAAUGAUUUAUAAUAGACAAUACUUUUGCUUUUUACACAUUUUUAAUGUUUUACAAGCAGCUUUCUGUAGCAAGCUUGCAUUAAAAUGAGAUGAUUAUAAAAUGAGAUGAUUACAGAUUUAAGUCUCAGUUCUCUUUCUGACAUUUUGUGUUGGAAGAAAUGUUUCACUUCAGAAGAAUCAAAUGUGGCAUGGAGAAGAUAUCACAAAACAGUAUAGAAUCAAGUUUGUAUGAAGUAAAGUAUCAGC